Pelagomonas calceolata is the source of this 3725-nucleotide messenger RNA. NCBI's taxonomy places the organism in Eukaryota, Pelagophyceae, Pelagomonadales, Pelagomonadaceae. The record is from the annotation of a GenBank genome assembly.
GUCGUCUUGUGUUUGCGCCGGCGCAGAGAGGGCGCACGGGCAUACUCGUGCCUCGACGGCCGCGCGGCGACCGCAGACGUCGCGCCGCAGGACGCGGGCAGCCGCGCGUUCCGCGGGGAGGCGGCUUUAGCUGCUCCAAACAAGCUACACCACUUCUUCAUAGACCGAUGGGGGGCCGGGGCCAGGGCCGAGGCCGGGGCCGGGGCAGCGACCGGGGCAGCGACCGGGGCCGGGGCCGCGGCCGAGGCCGCGGCCGAGGCCGCGGCUCGGACAGUUCUUCCAAGGGCGCGCCGCGGCCGGCAAAGCGCGCCAGGACCACGAAAGAUAGUGUACCUCCUGCGCCGCCGAGGAAGCCCCGGGCCCGCGCUCCUACGCCCGUGCCCGCGACCACGCGCGCCACGCGCAAAACGCCAGCCGGGGAAAAAAAUCUAGAAGCGCUCCCGAUGGUGUCGAGGUCGGAUAUGCCUUAUUCUAAAAGGAGACUAGAGAAGCAAAGAGAGACGAUACCAAGGAAGUGCAACGGCUGCGAUAAGACAUUGCCGCGAGACGCCUUCACCCCAGAAGAGUAUGACAAAGUCAUUGGUCCUGGAAGCGAUCAGAAACGCUCGUGCAAGGAUUGCGAAGCCAGGGGCGUCGUCCCGGAAGCAGCAAGGGAGGUCCGGGUGCCGGUGAAGGUACCGAUUAGAGAAGACGCGAGCGUCGACGAAGAUUUUUCGCCACUACCGCUGCCCAACGAUGCAACAGCAACGUGUCAGGUCUUCGCGUACGUCACAGUACUUAGGGAGCCGGAGGCGGACCAAAUGGAGCGGGCGCGCGCGCAGUUGAAGUGCACACGGCCCAACAAAGGCAAGGUCGAGGGCGAGACGUUGGAUUAUAGGGUCGAAGUGAACAUCCAGUACGAUGAACAAGGGCAGCCCUUCACGACGCUCGGCCGCGUAACAAGGGCGCUUGUCGAUUCGGCCUACGGGACCAUGUCUCAUCACGACGUGGUCGCAACACGGGAGGAGCGCUGGCUGCCGGACUUGAAAUUCGACGUAGGCAAGGCCUACAGGCUGCUCGUUGCUCUCGCCAAGGGCGACGACGAUUAUGUAGAAGAAGCGAAGAGAGCGGCGUCGAGCGCGGCGUGGAAACUAAAUCCUCGACGCCAUCGAUCCGGUGCGCUAUCGCGUCGACGGCGUACGACACCUUAUCGAUCGAUUUCUACACAGAAGGCGCGCGGCUUUGAAAGAGGACGCGGAGGCCGGCGACGAGAUGUACUACACGUUCGUGCAGCGAUCGAACUUUCUGAGCGGCUUCGAGGAUGAGAUCCCAUACAUGAAGAACCGUUUUUAUCUCUUGAAGUCUGCGGCCGCGGGUCCUGGAAACACACACUGGCUCCACUUCGGCAGGACGGUGGACGAGGCGAUAGAGAAGUGCUUACAGCAGACCGUCGCCUGCGUCCUCGCCGCUAUUAAUGUGACAGACGGGGAGUUGAAGCGGCAGCUCAAAGCGGGUCGCCUCGAGAAGCUGCCGGAGCUACGCAAGGACUUCUUCACAAAGAAACGGGUUGAGGAAGCGCGGCGCGCGCGCGCGCGGCGGCCCACCGACGUGCCGCGGGAUCGGAGCAUUAGGGAGGAGGUGGACCGGCUGAACCGCGCGACGCGGGCCGCGGCGGGCGUCUUCUAUGUGAACGGUCCCGACGGGCCUGAAUUAGUGGUGCGGAAGGACGGCAAGCGGUUCUCGUUGGACCAGCACGAGGCGGCGGUCGAGUACGCGUUGGAGCUGUCGCCGACGAUCCGCAAGCGGGAGGAGGAUCGCGGGCGGAAGGAGCGGUUGCUCGAGCGGUUGAGGCCAUCUGGUGGCGGCGGCGGCGUGGCGACGACCACUACUAGUCCUGGCGCCUCGCCGCGGCCCACUACUAGUCCCGAAGCCUCGCCGCGGCCCGCUCCUAGUCCCGAAGCCUCGCCGCUGCGCGAUCCUAGUCCUGGCGCCUCGCCGCUGUCCGCUACGAGUCCUGACGCCUCGCAGCAACCCGCGGUCACGACGUCGGCUUUGGAGCUCACCGUAUCGUCAGUCGAACGCUUGGAGAAGCAGUACGCUCAACUGGGCAUCAAGCAGCUCAUUAGCAGAGGCACCACAGUGCUCUCGGCCUUCCAUGUUGGUCACGAUCCGAAUACGGAGAAGCCGGACCCAACCGCUGUACAGAUCUUCCAGGAUUCUUUGGAUGCGGUGCGGGCGUCGGACGAGACGGAGGAGGAGAGCGGCGACUUUUUGAUGGUAAAAGCACUCGCCGAGUUCGAGCGCAGCGCGUCGUUGAAGCCGAGUCCGGACCAAGAUAGUUUUAAGGUCGAGGUCCUGAGGAAGCAGUUUCCCUUCGUGGGGGAUAACGUGCUCGAGGAUUUGGCCAAGGUCAUGGGGUUCACCUGCUGUUUGCGCCACGACCUCGCCGUGGUCGAGGGUAUAAUCCUCGCGCCGAAGGCUUUGGGGGUAUAUACAUUCUACUACCCGGGCUACUGGACCAAGGAGCCGGAGCGCCGCGAGCAUCACCACUGGAUUCACAACCUCGCCCAGUUAACCGCGGAUACGGCGGUCCAGCGCCGCACGCUUCUUGAUGAAGGCCGACACUUCUUCGACAAGUGCGCGGUCGCGGAGGACGAGGCCAGCGCCCAAGACGACCGCGAUCCCGCCAUGGGCGUCGCCGCUCCCCAAGAGGACUAUUCGGGCUACCGCAAGAGGCUCAGCAUGGACCACAAGCCGUCGGACUCCGACGAAUCGAGCGACUAGAACCCCGGAGCGCGCGUCGUCGCUCGCUUCCGCACGCAUGCACCCUAUUAUGUGUGUAAGAAGUCACAUUGUAUUUAGGAACCCUACUGGGAAAUCGGACCGCCGCGGCUCCGCCAAUUUGGUGGUCUCUGCAAAACGUGCCCUUUGCUUCUACGCCGUCGUAGAAGGGCCGUGCGGAACGUUGCACUCGUCGCGGCGGCGUCCUAGAACUCGCCGCGGCGCGCGACGCGCCCAGGACUUCUUCCGACCGCGACAGGGCUCGCGUAGGAGACACGUCCAGUCGAUUCACGUCGAGGCUGCACGCGACGGUCGUACAUCGAGAGUUAUUGAUGAGGCGUCGCGGCGGCGAUGGCGUGGAGGAGAGCUGCUUUGCCUCGACAAAGCCUGGUACGGUGCAACUCCCACGUGCACCCGACGCGCGUGCCACCUUAUUUGUUCGGAAAUGACGGCGGAGACGGCGGCGCGAAAGCCCUGCCUCGAGGCGAAGCGCUCGAGUUCGUCGAGGGCGUCGCGUGCUCGCUCACUGGUAGCAUCGAUGAUGGUCUAGGAGCAAAUUGGCCUCGCAGGACGUCAUGUUCACCGGAGAGUUCGAAUCUAUCGCAGAGAUGAACGGCCGCCUCGUCAACUGUUUCGUACUAUAGCCUCGGUAGAGAAUCACACUCAUGAGCGGCCACCGGCACCUGGCGCGCGUUCGCGCGCAGACGAUCCAGGAGUUAUUACUUGAGUCGUGUCCUACGUUCCGUCGGCGUCGUCCCGGUGCUGCGGCGCCCGCUGCGACGAUAUGUCUCCCGCUCCGCCGGCCACAAACAGCAGCUGGAGGCCAGCACACGCAAAUCGGCUCUGGCCCGCCGGGGGCACCUUUAGCGCUCGAGGCAGCAAAGUGCGGCGGUCGUCGGAUCACGACCGUGUUAAUUGCACACUUGGCACCCACACAGUGGACGCGUUUCAGCUUUUACAGAGGC